This is a messenger RNA of Capsaspora owczarzaki ATCC 30864, 1715 nucleotides long. RefSeq lists its product as hypothetical. Bases 95 to 1447 code for a protein of 450 amino acids. The transcript has 3 exons. NCBI's taxonomy places the organism in Eukaryota, Filasterea, Ministeriida, Capsasporidae. The record is from RefSeq and is a predicted model, not a curated record.
CUUAGUCUGUGUGUCGACUCUGUUUGUUUUUAGACUGCAUUUUCACCAUCUACGGUGAUCGAAUACUGCUGCUGCCCCUCCAAGAUAUCUCCUCAUGUUGACGAAAGGAAUCAAGGCAAUCUAUACCAACCACCGCGUGUUCUCAGCCGCUGGGCAGCUCAUGUUCCUCUGCGACGAUCGCAAGCUCAACUGGUACCUCAAGCGCUCCUUGGCCGUCGAGCUCAAUCCCAACGUUGCCGAAGGUGACGAGGCCGCCGCUGCACGCCCGUUGCAGCCUGCCGCCUUGGAAUCAAGUCCAGCAGCACUGCUCAAUGCCACUGCCGCGGGAGCUGCUGCGGCCGGGACUGCCGGCCCGCGAGCGAUUCGGCUCACAUUCACUCCAAAGGGACUUGGUCGCGUCAACGAUCCAUUCUACCUGCAGGCCCUGCCAAACCGGUGUUUUGUGUGUGGCGCGUUCGAUCGCCAUGUAGCGCGCGCCGUCCGCGAAGCUGAAACACCGGCAGCGUCGCAGAGCGGUCUUGCCUCAGGGGACAACUCAGACCCGCCGCCAGCGACCAUCUACCGCUGCCACGUCGUUCCGUCGCUGUACCGCCGUCAUUUUCCACGCAUCUACAAGUCUCAUGCUGCACAUGACGUUCUAAGGCUGUGCGGCGCUUGUAUUCGACGGUUGGAUCCCGUUCGCGCAGCAGUCAUGAAACAGCUCGCCAAGGAGUUUGGCGUGCCCGUCGAUACCUCGCCACCGCUGACAGAAUAUGAACAGCGUGUCGAGCGCAUUGCCCGACUGGGAUCGGCUCUCAAUGGUCACUCACACAACAUGCCGCCGGCACGAGUUGAACUUUUGACGACGGAGCUGCUGGGUCAUGUCGCCUUUACACAGCUUGCUGCAACCAAAGAAGGUGAUGCGGAUCUUCUGCCUUCAUGGUGGUCAACAUCGUCCGAAGUAUUGGAACACCUGCAGCAAGUCGUGGAUGUGGCCAAUUCCAUUUUGAGCAAAAGCAAAUCGGCGCGCAAGGUUCGACUUCGUGACGGUCGCCGUGAACAUCCUGAAGACGCUCGUGAGCGGUUGGGACGGAAGGCCGCUCGUGAAAAGGAGCUGGCCGACUCUACCGUUUCUGACGCGUCACGACCAAAUCUGAGCAAAGGAGAAGGUGCACCGCACUCCGGUCGUCUGGAUGGCGAUAGUGGCAAGGACAAUGGCGCCAUCCGUGCCAAUGAUGACGACGACGAUGACGAUGACGAUGACAACAACAACGACAAUGAUGAUGAGGAUGAUGAUGAUGAUGAUGAUGAUGAAGCGGAUCAUGGUCGUUUAGUUGUUGCUCGACUUUCGACCGAUGCCGCUCUGCUCGACUUUGUUCGUCGAUGGCGUCGAGCAUUCGUUCAGUCGUUGCGCCCACAGCACUUGCCAGCACACUGGUCGAUCGAUCGCAGUUUAGACAUGCGGUGAUUGCGACUUUUUUUUUUUUUUUUUUUUUUUGGUUUUGUAUUUUGAUGAGGAGGAGCGGGUCAAGAUCUCCGCGCUCGUUGAUGAUGGCAAUGUCAACCCUUGUCUGUCUGACACGAGUCUUUUUAACUGCGACAUUGUUUGGCAGUGAUUCACAGUGCACCUACGAUUGUUCAAUCAGCAACUGCCGAUUAAAGCUUCUUGCUGUUUUAUUUUCCAACCAUCCCCGCCUCUUCCGCUCUGUCUGUACCCUAGUCCAUAUCAAACAAGU